UCCAGCGGAUCAAAAUCUUUGCUGAUUACCUGGAAGGAGCCGAGGUACCCCCGUGGAAAAAUAUCCUAUACGCUGGCUUACAAAGUAAAAGGAAAGCCAUACGACAGAUCAUUCCAGCCAGAAGAAUCGUUUACAAUGAAGGAGGUAGCGGGAGCCUCUACGAGCUAUGUGCUUGGUGAUCUGGAGCCAGCUACACUCUAUGAGGUCUACGUGGUAGCGUCCACUAGCAAAGGGGAUGGGGAGUCUAGUCAGCAUGUUGAAGAAUUUACAGAACCUCCUGCAGCUGACGAGCUUCCAAAGCCCAACCCACCAGUGAUAGUAUCUUCCCCUGACGGUUCGCCUACCAUUCAGUUUAGCGAUGUGCUUGAAUCUCCAUAUAUAACGCACAUACUUGUUGCUGUUGAAGAGAGACUUCCGGUAGCAAGGCGCCGACGUCAACAGGCAGCGUAUGGAUCCUAUGCCGAGAAUCCCUCCUCAUACAUAGCAGCUAACAUCAGCAAAGAUGAUCUUCCGAUAGAGCUAACUAUAGGGGAUAAUGAGACUUAUGGACAUUACCACAAUGCACCCCUCAGAGACAAGGCGAUAUAUGAUGUACGAACAGGUGUUGAGAGCAACGUUGGAGGACAGAAAUCCACCCUUUUCGGAGAUCCAUCUGAAGUACAGCCAGCUGGAGUUCCUUCAGGUUCCAUAGCAACUGUCGUAGGAAGCGCUGUUGGUGCUAUUCUUGUGAUUGUUAUCGUUAUAUUUCUCAUCAUCAUCUUUUACAAGCGAAGAAGCGAUGAAUCAGCCACUACUAGGUCUAAAGGGAAGGAGUCCGAUUCGUCUCCGCAGUACGAAAACCCGGUAUUUGAUCCGUCAAAAUAUAGACGUCAAUACCUAUCAAGGCUUGAACACUGACAUUCAUAACUACCAAGAUGUUAAUACCGAUGCUGUGAGCUACGGUAAUCUUGCCGACGCUCAGACCGACCAAGAUCCAAAGGAACCUGAUCAAGAAGCUAUAUACGAAGACAUCAAUACAGAAUAUGUCAACGUGCUCAAGAAGAAUUGAAUACAUUAGAAGAAGGAAGAUCCAAGUCAAUCGCAAUGAUUUUGAGUCAUCAAGAAUUUAAACAAAUUAAGAGGGAUAACAUAUUUUCAGUCUUAAUUUAUUAAAAAUAUAUUUUCAUGUAUCAAUCAUUUCAUCAAAAAGAAACCAUACCUUAAAUCUUAUCACGAAAUAUUAAAGAUUAUCUUAAUAGCUGAAAGAAAAACUAUUCUGAUGGACUUGGGCGUUUUUCUUCAUGCAUCCCAUUAGAAUACUAUGACGAAAAGUUGUCAAAAACUAUCAUGGCUUCCUGUCCGUCGUCUUGUGCUUCUCUUUCUUUGUUUAUUUACACCUUGUCUACUCGGGUUAUUCCCAAAUCUUUUGAUAUCGGGGAUCACUCGAAAUGUUCCCUUUUGAAUAACAUGAUUCGCACAAGUCUAAAAAAUUUGGGUAAAAAUAGUUGUAGAUCUUAGGUCCCACACUACAUGAAAGUCAGGGUAUGGGAUGAGUUUCUUUAAAUGUACAUAUGUAUAUAUACUUAUCCUCGUUCAUUGAAGUUUGUUUUCUACUUUCAUUUCCUGAAUAAUGUGAAUGUAUAGGAACGCAUGAAUUUUACAUCAUGGAGCAAGAAAGAUAAUUCUAUUUUCGAUUUUUUUUUUCUUCUCCCUUCUUUAUCAUCUGCUGAGAUUUCUGAUGAAAACGAUUUUAGAAAUAUAAGAUAUGUUUUUGAAUUAUUCAAUGCAGGUAUAAGUAUAAAGGAAAACUUAUUGAGUCAUGUAUAUACACGUGAAAUACAAGGCAUGUUCCAUCAUGUUAAUCGUGUUUUGAGGUAGGCUAUCAGUAGGACAAUACAAUAUUCCGCUGUAUGUUUUGUCUGCAUGGAUUACUAGUGUUAACGCCUGCUAUUUCUGGUGUAAAGCAUUAUUACCCCAUUCUUUGACAAGAAUGAAUAAAUUACCAAUUAUUAUUAUUGUCAUUAUUA
Messenger RNA from Strongylocentrotus purpuratus (purple sea urchin), 2006 nucleotides. RefSeq names its product receptor-type tyrosine-protein phosphatase mu-like. The coding region runs from base 136 to 897 and encodes 253 amino acids. The transcript is spliced from 7 exons. NCBI's taxonomy places the organism in Eukaryota, Metazoa, Echinodermata, Echinoidea, Camarodonta, Strongylocentrotidae. Gene Ontology annotation, molecular function: protein binding. The record is from RefSeq and is a predicted model, not a curated record.